Pungitius pungitius (ninespine stickleback) is the source of this 1826-nucleotide messenger RNA. Its product is annotated as tubulin beta-4B chain-like. Gene Ontology annotation, molecular function: GTPase activity; structural constituent of cytoskeleton; GTP binding. Bases 191 to 1525 code for a protein of 444 amino acids. NCBI's taxonomy places the organism in Eukaryota, Metazoa, Chordata, Actinopteri, Perciformes, Gasterosteidae. Gene Ontology annotation, cellular component: cytoplasm; microtubule. The record is from RefSeq and is a predicted model, not a curated record. The transcript has 5 exons. Gene Ontology annotation, biological process: mitotic cell cycle; microtubule cytoskeleton organization.
GGAGCGAACUAAAGGGAAGGGCGAGACGGCUCACUACGCAGCCACAGCUCCUUCCGCCAUUCAUCCAGACAGUCGACUGAGCCCGGAGGACCAGGACCCAGCCGCCAAAGAACCAGAGCCCGUCGUCAGUUGAGCUUCCCCCCCCCGUUUCUUCGCCAGACUACCCCCGGACACGCAACGCAGCGACAACAUGCGUGAAAUCGUGCAUCUGCAGGCCGGCCAAUGCGGUAACCAGAUCGGAGCAAAGUUCUGGGAGGUGAUCAGUGAUGAGCAUGGCAUCGACCCAACCGGAAGUUACCAUGGCGACAGCGACCUGCAGCUGGACAGAAUCAAUGUCUACUACAACGAGGCCUCAGGUGGGAAGUACGUGCCCAGAGCCAUCCUGGUGGAUCUGGAGCCCGGCACCAUGGACUCUGUUCGCUCGGGCCCCUUCGGACAGAUCUUCAGACCCGACAACUUUGUCUUUGGCCAAAGCGGCGCUGGUAACAACUGGGCCAAGGGCCACUACACGGAGGGGGCCGAGCUGGUGGACUCCGUCAUGGACGUCGUGAGGAAGGAGGCUGAGAGCUGCGACUGCCUGCAGGGUUUCCAGCUCACACACUCGCUGGGAGGUGGGACCGGUUCUGGUAUGGGAACUCUGCUCAUCAGCAAGAUCCGCGAGGAGUACCCUGACCGCAUCAUGAACACCUUCAGUGUGGUGCCCUCUCCUAAGGUGUCGGACACGGUGGUGGAGCCCUACAACGCCACGCUGUCCGUCCACCAGCUGGUGGAGAACACGGACGAGACCUACUGCAUCGACAACGAGGCCCUCUACGACAUCUGCUUCCGCACCCUGAAGCUCACCACGCCCACCUACGGAGACCUCAACCACCUGGUGUCCGCCACCAUGAGCGGCGUGACCACGUGCCUGCGCUUCCCCGGGCAGCUCAACGCCGACCUGCGCAAGCUGGCCGUGAACAUGGUGCCCUUCCCCCGCCUGCACUUCUUCAUGCCGGGCUUCGCCCCCCUCACCAGCCGGGGCAGCCAGCAGUACCGCGCCCUCUCCGUGCCCGAGCUCACGCAGCAGAUGUUCGACGCCAAGAACAUGAUGGCCGCCUGCGACCCGCGCCACGGCCGCUACCUGACCGUGGCCGCCGUGUUCCGCGGCCGCAUGUCCAUGAAGGAGGUGGACGAGCAGAUGCUGAACGUGCAGAACAAGAACAGCAGCUACUUCGUGGAGUGGAUCCCCAACAACGUCAAGACCGCCGUGUGCGACAUCCCGCCCCGCGGCCUCAAGAUGGCCGCCACCUUCAUCGGCAACAGCACGGCCAUCCAGGAGCUGUUCAAGCGCAUCUCCGAGCAGUUCACCGCCAUGUUCCGCCGCAAGGCCUUCCUCCACUGGUACACCGGCGAGGGCAUGGACGAGAUGGAGUUCACGGAGGCGGAGAGCAACAUGAACGACUUGGUGUCCGAGUACCAGCAGUACCAGGACGCCACCGCCGAGGAGGGCGAGUUCGAGGAGGAGGGCGAAGAGGAGGUGGCCUAAAGAUCAAGUCUCACAUCAUUCCUCAACUCGUCAUAACUCCAUCCAACCCGCGGUCCAACUAACUCCCUCCUGUAAACCCACUGUGUGUUUGCCCGGUUCCUCUCAACACGUUAAUAACUCAGCGCUCGAAUAGUUAGUUCACACAGCUGUGCUUUUUGUUGGUAGCUUUCUGUCUAAGUUCAUUUAUCACUACGAGUCAAACCGUACCUGGGCCAAGUAUUCAAUGAAACCGUUCAACGCAAAUUUGAUCACUUGUCAAAUUUGGCAUUGAUUGUAAUAAAUUUGUUGGAAAAAAAAUGAA